AUGAAGACCGACUCGCUCUUCGUGAGUCAGGAAGCUGCGUUGAACGCGGCAUGUCAGAGCUAGGCAUAGCACAAUAUGAAGGAAGGUUCGAAAUGCUCAAGCAGUCAUUCUGGGUCCUCUAGGCCUCUACAGCGGCUCGACGUAUCGCCGUGAUAAAGCUCGCUGAGGAGAGCCGAGCGGACGUGGACGCCCCUGUCGGUGACGUCUUACCCGAGGUCGGCAACGCCACGGUCGCUGAUGGCCGCAAGCUCAAGCGCGCCAUCACGCUUCACCAGCUUCUCAUCCAUACUUCUGACCUUGGUUACACUUUCUUAUUGGGGGAGGAUUUCGCUUCAAGUCAGAAACUUGAAGGGGCUCAACGAGACGGAGGGGAAAAUUGGGGGGUUCAUGACGGCGCUCGUUGCGGAGCCGGGAGAGGACGCGGCAUUAUAGUAUUGGCGUCGACAGGGCAGGAGAGUCAGCAAAGGCCCCUCGUUAUUUUCUUACUUGAACACCAGGAGCAACGCUAA
This is a messenger RNA of Microbotryum saponariae, 509 nucleotides long. The record is from the annotation of a GenBank genome assembly. Lineage: Eukaryota; Fungi; Basidiomycota; Microbotryomycetes; Microbotryales; Microbotryaceae.